UGUGAAGGCAUAUAUGUCCGUUACUGUACAUACAUAUUGGUAUAUAUGUCCUUUUUUCUAUCGUAAUUUACCUUCCGUUUUCUUUCUUUCUACCAUGAUAGUGGCAUGGUGGCAUCUAUCAAUUGACCGGUAGCACAUUUGCAUUAGGUUUUAGAACUGUUUAGAACCGUUUAGAACGAGAAUAGGAGAAAACGUCAAAAUAAUAAUAAAAAGAAGACGAAAACGUGAUUGCACAUAUAGUGGUUCUUUGCAAAGUAUCGUGAUCUACCUGCAUCAUAAAGAAUUACACGUGGACAAUCUAUUUUUCUAGAAGGCCUGUUGUAUGUUCUUUUGAAAAUACAAUGGUGAUGGAGGAAUCAGAUAUGGAGCUAGCUUCGGAAAAUAUACCUGUUCCUCAGGUACAGCAUCCAAUAGUCGAUACAGUUAAACGCAGUAACAAGGGUGCUUCACGUGGUAAGCCAAGACUGAGAAAGAAGGCAUUGCACGCUUUGAUACGUAAGCAAAUGGAGUUCUACUUUAGUGACUCUAACUUGAGCAAGGAUCGUUUCCUGUCAAAACUUUUAAAAGAAAAUUCCUAUAUAGAUCUUGAGGUAUUUACAAAAUGUAACAAACUGCAAGAACUGACAACAGAUGAACACAUGAUUACCACAAAUAGGAUAGCUAAAGCUCUACAAGGAUCAACAAUGUUAAAAGUUUCAGAAGAUGGUACAAAGGUCUGCCGAGUAACACCGAUUCAAACAAAAGAGAAUGUUGACCAGUGUACAAUUUAUGUACAAAACUUACCGCCAGAUGCCGAUCACGAAUGGUUGAUAUCUGUUUUUUCAAAAUAUGGAACAGUAGACUAUGUCUCAAUUCCACGUUAUAAGAACAAUAGAAAGAUAAAGGGGUUUGCAUUUGUAGAAUUUGAUACACCCAACCAUGCUCAAGAAUGCCUUAAGACCUUCCAAAAAAAGGGAUGUGUUUUGCCAUCACAUGUAUCCCCCAAUGAACUAUUAAGUAUAACUACAUUUGAACCUCAAAAAGAUGUAAUAAUUGGAGUACUUGGUGAUCCAGAGACUAAGGAAAAAUUGAACAUUAAAGAAGAAAAAACAUCUAAUGAAGAAAUAUGGUCUAAAGAAAAUGUGCGCGAAGAUACAGAAGAUAAUAGUAGACAAAGUUCUAAAAAAAGAAGAUACCUUGUGGAUAAAUCAUUUUCUGUAGAAGAAAAUGACAUUAAAAUCAAGAAAAAGAAAAAAGAAACUGCCGAACAAAAUAUAACGGAACAACAAAAUGAAGGAGAAAAGAUAUCCAAAGCUGAAUUUGAAGACAAGAAUAAUGUCUAUGGUAAUCAGAUAGAUGCAACACAUAAUAAUAGAGAAGGUAUAAAUGAAGAAAAAUAUGCCCUGGAAAAAUCACUUGACGAAAGCAAUGUUAAAGUCAGAAAAAGAAGAAAAACUGUAGGUGAAACUGUAACAGAUCAGCAAAAUGAAAAAGAACAAGUGCCAAAAGAAUUUAAAGACAAGAAUAAUACUUACGCUAACGAAAUAGAUGCAACAGAUAAUGAUCGACAAAGUAUAAAAAAAAAGGUUUUUCUUUCUGAAAAAUCAAGUAAUAAAGAAGAAAAGGAUAGUAAAGUUACUGGAAACAGUACUACAGGAAAUCAAGAAUCACAAAUUUCGAACAAGAAUCGCAACAAAAUUAUAGAAAAAAGAAAGAGAAGACACACGAUAAGCAAUACGAUCACUGUAGAAAAUAUUAGUGAAGAAGCGGUAAAAGAAUGCCAAAAACCAGCGACAAGUUCGAAUGAAAAUAAAAUGGAUUUGGAACAUCUGUCCAAAGAAAAAAAGAGCAAUGAGACAGAUACUUUAUCACAAACUGAAAAACAUUCCAUAAGAGAUUUCGACAUGAGGAGUAGUGAUAUCGAGGAAACUAAAAGACGACGAAAGGAAGAAGAAAAAGACGAAAGAAAGAAGAAAAAGAAUCGGAAAAAGAGAAAUAAAAAUUUGGGCAACGAUAUUUGCAGUAAGAUAGGAUUGCAAAUAAUGGCAAAGUCAGAUUGGAAGCGUCUUAGAAACAAAUAUUUAGAUUUGCAAAGAUCUAAAAUGUCACAAUUAAAAAUGCAUUUGAGAAAAGCUGAGGGAGACAGAGGCGGAAUCAUGACAAAAUUGUAUCACGAAGACUGGUCAGUAACGCACAUUGCACGUAAACCUGGACAUACAUUGGAUGAUGAAUCAACACAUGAAAAUAAUGGCGCGAAAUCUAAUCAGGAGGAAAAGUCUGUUGGACGCGUUAAUUAUGCGCCAGGAAUUAUAGUGAAAGUCGAAAUGGAUGAGCCUUGCAUAAAUGUGCAGAAUUUUAAGAUGGAGUUAAAAGACAACAAUUCUGUGAAAUAUAUAGAUGUAACAGCUGAUUCUUGUGAAGCUUAUGUGAGAUGUGAUACAGCAGAAACGGCUCAGGCAUUUAUCCAGAAGAGCUAUGAAGGAAGACGUUUAACUAUUUUAGAAGGUGAUGAAGAGAAGUUAUAUUGGGAUAAAAUGGCAAAAGAUAGGAUGGAAAAGUUGAGUAAAAAAGGAAGAGUCAAGCAAAGGGGACGUAAUAAAUUACUGAAACGAGCAGAAAAAGAACUUGGAAAAUGUAUAAAGUUUGAUCAAGAUUGAUUAAGAUUGAUUUAUGGCAUUAAACACUAUUCAAUUUUAUACAACAUUUUUAAUGUAUGUAUACACUUCAUACAAAUUCAUGUAAUGCAUAUGUACGCACAUGUCUGUAAAUAACAUCUGUCUGUUGCAUAGUUAAAAUUUAAAAAAGUUUGGAAAAAAUUAACCUGUAUAAAAUAUUUAAUUUUUUUUGUCAUUUACAAUAUCAUUAUAGUUACAUAUUUAGCAUUAAAGUACACACAUAUAAAAUA
This is a messenger RNA of Solenopsis invicta (red fire ant), 2884 nucleotides long. It is a transcript of the gene Larp7, whose product is annotated as la-related protein 7. The transcript has 6 exons. The record is from RefSeq and is a predicted model, not a curated record. Gene Ontology annotation, cellular component: nucleus. The coding region runs from base 342 to 2636 and encodes 764 amino acids. NCBI's taxonomy places the organism in Eukaryota, Metazoa, Arthropoda, Insecta, Hymenoptera, Formicidae. Gene Ontology annotation, molecular function: mRNA binding. Gene Ontology annotation, biological process: RNA processing.